CAUUGUUUAAUUAUUGGUCGUAUAAAAACUAAGAGAGCGGGUCUUAUCGGAAGGUUCCUCCGAUAUUUUUUUUAUAGGAACGAUGUGGGGUGCUUAUGUAGUCGUUUUAGUUUUGCAAUUUGUAAAUUUAGGACAAUGUGGUUAUCCCCCGAUCGGUGAUGAAGUGCAGGCAGGAAGCGUGCUUCUUCCGGCUUCCAGAAGAGGUCGUUACUUGGCUAAUAUCGUCAGAAGACAGGCUGUUGAUGGCACGGGGAUAAAAUUCAAUAAAGAUGCUGAUCGGAUGAACGCUGAAGCGAAGAAGAAAGUGGACGUGCUAUCUGAGGAGUUGCUCCCGUACAUCAUUGCGGAGCAGGAGAGACGGACCACGCUGUACAAGCGAGUGAUGACGGCCAUACAGAAUGGGGAGAAGGGAGUCACCAUCGCUGAGAUCAGGAGCAAACCGCCUGCGAUUAUCAGAAAAGGCCUGAUGUACCGUUGCCCAGAGAACCGGCUUCCAAAAGAGCCUGACGGUUCUGGAGUGAUCAUGUGUGAAGACAAUAUAGAGCCCUCACCCAUCAUGUUCGAGUCCUGCUUGUCUGCGGAGGAUAAAGAACUCUUUGUGGCUAAUAAUAAAUACUUCUUUUGCAAUCGCCACAAAGUGGAGGGUCCGGAUCUACCAAGGAACGGCAGCACGGUGAUCGGCUGCGCUCCAUGCGAGAGGACGCCCCUCAACUACACCAGUCGGCACUGUGCCCUGGAGGACACUGAUGACGUCGUGGUACACUACCGAUACUACCCUGAUAGAACGUAUAAGUUCGUGUCAGAACUGGACCCUGACCGGGAGGUGUGUGACCACUGGAACCCGUGCCAGAUCGGGUACAUCUUCAGUCUACCAGGACCCGACCAGGCCACGUCAGCCAGCGAAUUGUUUCAGGAUUACGAGGACAAUAAGAACGAGACAGCGUUCACCUCUCAGUCGUACACGACCAGUACGUCGCGUGUCGCCAUACCGCCCGGCCACGAGUUCCACGGCAUCGGGAAAUAUACUACCAGUUUAGCAGAGCGAAUAUCGGAAUUAGACAAGAUACUUGAUUGUUUUAAACGAUAA
This is a messenger RNA of Spodoptera frugiperda (fall armyworm), 1087 nucleotides long. RefSeq lists its product as uncharacterized. The record is from RefSeq and is a predicted model, not a curated record. The coding region runs from base 83 to 1087 and encodes 334 amino acids. The transcript has 11 exons. NCBI's taxonomy places the organism in Eukaryota, Metazoa, Arthropoda, Insecta, Lepidoptera, Noctuidae.